Messenger RNA from Cannabis sativa, 1846 nucleotides. RefSeq names its product NAC domain-containing protein 12. The coding region runs from base 5 to 1648 and encodes 547 amino acids. Gene Ontology annotation, molecular function: DNA binding. The record is from RefSeq and is a predicted model, not a curated record. The transcript has 3 exons. NCBI's taxonomy places the organism in Eukaryota, Viridiplantae, Streptophyta, Magnoliopsida, Rosales, Cannabaceae. Gene Ontology annotation, biological process: regulation of DNA-templated transcription.
CUUUAUGCACAUCUAUCUUUUUAUUAUUUUCUCCUUCUUCAUUCUCUCUCUCUCUCUCUCUCUACUUGAUUAUUAUGUUCAUUUCUUAUAUAGAAAACUAACUUUAAUAUUCACAAUUGGUGGUGGUGAUCAUCAUCAUCAUCAUCAAAGUAUAUUAAUUCUAAUUUCUUUUAUGUCUGAAGAUAUGAAUCUAUCUAUUAAUGGCCAGUCUCAAGUGCCUCCUGGCUUCAGAUUUCAUCCCACUGAGGAAGAGCUUCUUCACUAUUAUUUGAGAAAAAAAGUUGCUUUUGAAAAAAUUGAUCUUGAUGUAAUUCGCGAAGUUGAUCUCAACAAACUCGAACCCUGGGAUAUCCAAGAGAAGUGUAAGAUUGGAUCUACACCACAAAAUGAUUGGUAUUUCUUUAGUCAUAAAGACAAGAAAUACCCAACUGGAACCCGAACCAACCGAGCAACUGCGGCCGGGUUCUGGAAGGCCACGGGCCGGGAUAAGAUCAUUUAUAGUGGUUUUAAGAGAAUUGGACUGAGGAAAACACUUGUGUUCUACAAAGGAAGAGCUCCACAUGGUCAAAAAUCAGAUUGGAUCAUGCAUGAAUAUAGAUUAGAUGAGAGUAGUACUACUACUCAUGACUCAACUGUUAUUUCAAACAGUCAGUUAGCUGGUGAUUCUGUUUCAGAGGAUGGUUGGGUGGUAUGCAGAGUAUUCAAGAAAAAAAAUUACCAAAAAUCACUAGACAGUCCAAAAGGCACUACAUCAUCAUCCAUGUCAGGUGAUUCGAAUAUUAUUAUGAAUAAUAAUAAUAAUAAUAAUAAUAACAUUCAUCACUCGAUACAUCAGCAACACCAGCACCACCACCACCACCAGAUGUCAUACCCUAAAAACGACGGCGUUUUGGAUCAAAUACUUCAUUACAUGGGAAGAACAUGUAAGCUAGAAAAUGAUUCCUUAACCAACAACAUCUCCACCACCGAGCGGUAUCAUCACAUGAGCAAAAACACCGCCAUGGGAGGUGGCGGCGGUGAAGCAGUUUUCGGCCACCAUCAUCAAAACUUCAUGCAUCUCCCAAGGCUUCAAGAGAUAAUAACACCAACCAAUAAUAAUAACAACAAUACUACUAAUACUACUACUCUUCCUUCAAUGCCUUUAUUAAACGACAACGUUUCACCAUACAAAGCUUACAAUAAUAACAACAACAAUAGUACUACUACUACUACUACUAACUAUGAUGAUGAGUCAUACGACAUGCUUAUGGAAACCGAACCCGCCUCCACUUCAAACCACCCGAAACCCGGAUCCAACAACAGAGUAAAUGACUGGAUUGCCCUUGACAGGCUUGUGGCAUCUCAGCUAAAUGGUCAUCAUCAUAAUCGUGAAGAAGAGACAACAACAGCUUCAAAGGCGCAAUUGAGUAAUUGUUUCGGUGACAUUCAAAACGUCAUGUCGUUUUGCACUGAACAAGAUGAAAACGACGUCGUACAACUGUCUUCGUAUCCGUACUUACGUUCUAGAACGACGUCGUCAUCGAAUAUUAUUGUUAAUAAUAAUAACAACCAAAACUACAAUGAGAACGAUCUUAUUUGGAGUAGUUUCGGAAGAUCAUCAUCUUCACCUUCUUCUUCCUCAGAUCCAUUAUGCCACUUGUCGGUAUAAUCCAAGCAUUAAUUACAAAUAUUUACAUAAUAUUUUGAUGAAUUGAAGUUGUACUAUAUAGGGUUACGUACGCAUGUAUAAGUUACGUAGAAAUAUUAUAUAUAUAUAUAUAUAUAUAUAAUUCUAUAACUAAUAAGAUCCUUUUGUUUUGGUGUUACAUAAAUAAAUAAAUUAAGAGAGAAAUAUUAUUUUGAUUUA